AUCACUCGUUUGCACAAAUUCCCGCUUGGAUCCAUUCUUAUUUUUUGGCCAUGCGCGUGGGCUUUGGCAAUGGCUGCGUAUUCGGUAGAUCUACCUCUCAAGAGCAUCAUGACUCAACUCUCUAUGUAUGCUAUUGGAAGUACACUCCUUCAUAGUGCAGCAUGCGUUAUCAAUGACAUAUGCGACGUCGACUUUGACCGUCAAGUUGAGCGAACAAAAUCGAGACCACUCCCGGCAGGCAUCAUAUCGAUACGGGAAGCUACCACCUUUCUCAUUGUCCUCACCGUGGCUGCUACCUCUAUGUUGCUAUUGACGAGUCCAACUGCAGGUCUGGUUGGGUUGUUGGGCAUCUUCCCGUUGCAUGCGCUGUACCCCUUGAUGAAGCGUUGGACUUGGUGGCCCCAGGCAUGGUUAGGACUCGCUAUGAACUGGGGCUACCCGGUAGCAUGGUUGUCUAUCACCACCCUGAACCUGCCAGUCGUAGCUACUUUCUUCUGCGGCACAAUAUGUUGGUCUAUCUUCUAUGACACGAUAUACGCAUGCCAAGACAGAGAAGAUGAUGUCAAGGCUGGAGUUGGGUCCACAGCUGUUCUAUUUGGCUCAUGGAUACGUCCCAUUCUGACUGGCUUUGCUACCACCUUCAUUGCUUGCGUGGUGUACGCGGGGAUGCUGAAUGGGCAAGGCUUAGCGUACUACGUUGUCUCAUGUGGUGGGGGAGCGAUUCACAUGUGUUGGCAACUACUGAGCUGGGAUAUGAAACUCCCGAGUUCAUGUCUUGCCAAGUUCCGGUCGAAUGGAGAUUUGGGGUAUAUCUUGUUGGCCGGCAUGCUAUUGGAUUGUUAUAUCCGCAGACAGUGAGGUACUCACACGAUGAGCUUCAUCUGUGUUCGUGAUGACAGAGGGGUGUUCAGGGAUUGCUCUAUACGUAUCAUUUGUAGGAGAGGACCGUUUCAGUUAGACUGCUCUCGCCACAAGCCGAGUCUGCCCCCCGCUUGUCUUGCACCGGCUUGUAUAUUUAUAACUCCCAUGACUUCCUUCACGUUACAGCAUGCUCUCUUGGAUUUCACGACUUUCUCCACUUGACUUUACAUAUUCUCCUCUAUAUUAUUAUGUCACACCAAUAUUAGAAAUUUUGUAAAAAAAAAAAAGAAA
Messenger RNA from Serpula lacrymans var. lacrymans S7.9, 1152 nucleotides. RefSeq lists its product as uncharacterized. The coding region runs from base 70 to 858 and encodes 262 amino acids. Gene Ontology annotation, molecular function: 4-hydroxybenzoate polyprenyltransferase activity. Lineage: Eukaryota; Fungi; Basidiomycota; Agaricomycetes; Boletales; Serpulaceae. The record is from RefSeq and is a predicted model, not a curated record. The transcript has 7 exons. Gene Ontology annotation, cellular component: mitochondrial inner membrane. Gene Ontology annotation, biological process: ubiquinone biosynthetic process.